GUACCCGUGUUGGUCAUGGCACGGGCGGCCCCCUGGCGUGGCAGUGGGGUCGGGCAGUGGGACCCCACUGCGGUGCCUGGCAAAGGGACAGGCCCCCGGUGGGGUGUGCUGGGGGGGGCACCCCCCAUACCCACACCUCUCUGGCUCCCACACACUCACUCCAGAGCCGCGUUGCUCCCUGUGCAUGGGGCAGCACCGGUGCCUUGGUGUCACGCAGGAGGACUUGGCAUCAGCCAGGCGGGGAGCAGGGGCUGCCCGGUCCCACUGCUCCCCACUGGAGCUGCUGCAGGUUUGCCCGGUGCCUGCAGCCCCGGUGGCCCCGGUGCAGCCAAGCGAGCACAAGCACCGCGCGAGGGAGCGCCAGGGCUGCAGCCGUGCCGGGGGAGCAGCGUCAGCAGCCACGGCACGGCACCGCGCGCUGGGAGCGGCCGAGCAAGCGUGUAAUUGGGCCAGGCUAAUUAUGAUGGAUAACUCUAUUAUAUUCCCGUUUUUAAUGCGCCGCAGCUUAGCCUGCCCCGCUGACGCACAGGGCAGAGUUCACCCCUUUCAGCCCCCGCGAGCUCAGCGGCCGCGCAGCGUUAAAGCCUCGGUGUGCGGGGCGCUGAAUGCGGCGCCCAUAAUGGCUGUCACUCAGCCCUGCGCGCACAAACGUUUGCAAACAGCCGGUGACCAGCUCACACAAAGCACUCGCGGGGACCCCGCCGACGCUCGCCAGGGGGGCUCGGUGCUCCCAGGUGCGUGGCAGCCGAGCCGGGCACCAGCCCUGGCGCCGGCACGGAUUGCCUUUGGCUCUGGGGUGCGCGUUCCCUUGGCUGCGGGGCCCUGUCCGGCCGCGGGGGACCUGUGGCUGCCGUCCCAAGCGGGGCCACGGCCGCCAGCUCGUCCCUGCUGGCACGCAGCGCCUGCCAGCUCCCUGCGCCCGCCGCCCCGGGCACUGCUGGCGCCGCGCUGCAGCCCGUGGCUCGCCGCGCUGGGAACGCUGUGUACAGCUUAGCGGGCAGCCACAAAGCAGCACCGGCCUCUCCCACGCCCCCCCCUUCACCAGGGUGCUGAACUUUUCUUUAGGGUGAUAAACUGCCCCGCUCUGCUUCCUCCGCACGUGUGGAGCCCAGCAGCUCCCCUGUGGCCUGCCGCUGCCCUGGGGCACGCAGCCCCUUCUUGCUGUGGGGUGGCACGCAGCCCCCCAGCCCCUGUGGAAAUCUCGGUGCUCAUCAGCCGAGGACAGCGCUGCCCCGUGGGGUGUGCCCGUGUCCCGGUGCCGGUGCGUGGCACGGUGCAGUCAGCACGGCGGGCUGCUGCUGGCACUGUGCUCGGUGGUCCCGGCUGCUGAUCCCACCCCUCUGCUGGCUGCAGGCCCCAGGAGGCAGGAGGGGGCUGAUGGCACUGGAUGCCCGGUACCCGCUGCAGGGCUGGGUGCUGCCAGGCUGCGGGGCCGGCCAGGGGCUGUGGCGAGGCCGAGUGGUCUCGGGGUGCUCUGAGCUCUGAAGCUGCUGACAGGGCCAUGGGACCUGAGGCAGUACGGGGACCCGUGCCCCCCCCGAGGCACCUCGUCACUGCUGUCAGGCGGCUCCAAAUCCGUUCGUUCUGGUUGUCAUGUCCCAGGACGGAGCUGUGCCUGGUGGCUGUCCCAGCUCUUCCCACUGCUGCACUGAGCUGGGGGCAGAGGGGGGAGCACGGGCAGCGAGGAGCCCCGCGGACUGCCUGAACUUGACUGUGAACACCAGGGACACUCCUCGUGCUUGUGAAAAUAUUCCACGUCCCUGCUUGUCGAGCCUGUGGUCCUCAGCCUCUGCCCCUCGCAGGCAGCGCCGAUGCACGGCAUCGCAAACACACGGCCGGCAGCUCGGUGUGGGGGCCACCUGCCCACCCUCGCUCUGCCUCGUGCUCACGUUCCUUGUCACUCCCCUCCUCGCAGCAUCCCACAGGAGGUUUGUACCUCACCUCCCGCAGCCUCUUGCAGCAGUUCUGCUCCCCCAUCUCAGCAGCUCUCUGGCUGUGCCCUGGGUGAGCUCUGUGUGACCCUGAGCUCCUUUCAGCUCCUUUGCUCUGCCAACAAAUGCCUCGGGCUUGGCUGUGUCCCCUCUUCCCGCGUGCUUCUGCAGCCUUUUGUGGGUGCAGCCCCUUGUCCCAGACACGGAGGCUCACUGCAGGCUCUGCAGCGGGGCAGGGCUGGGGCUGUGCCCCUGGGUGCAGGCACGGGGCUCGGGGCUGCUCUGGCCACUGCUGGGGGUGGUGAGGGCGAGGGACCACAAGGACACGUGCGGGACCGUGGGCUGCAGGGACCAGGCAUGCAGUAUCUGGUCUGAGACACGCAGUUGAUGUGCAGGAGGUGGAAAUGGGGCGAGGUGAUGCUGCCCCGGUGGGGACAGGGUCAGAAAGUCAUCGCUGCUGGUGCCGUGCCCAUCUUGAGACUGCUGGUGACGAGCCCUGCCAGCCCACUGGUCUGGACUGGGAGAGCACAGGGGUAGCACUGGAGGGAGGGGAGGACUCCACAGGCAGCCAGCACAUGAGCUAACACGGGGGGGUCCUUUGUGCCGUGCAGCUCAGCCUCCUCCGGGCAGUGCCCCCAGCCCAGGGCCAGCUGCUGCUCCUGGGGCUUUGGUGCUGGGGUUUGUGAAACCUGCCCAGCCCUCGGCGCAUCCCGCACCCACCCGCGGGCCCUGCAGGGAUGGGUGCAAUGAGGCUCAGGGCAGGAAGGGGCAGCAUGGCUCAGUGACAGAGACAGGGCAGUGCCUGGGCGUGCAGGGUUUGGGCAGGUGGGGAGCUCUGUGGGGCACUCAGGGGCUCUGUGGGGCACUCAGGGGCUCUCCCUGCCUGGGCUGGGCUCAGCCUGGCACUGAGGACAGGGUUUGGCACUGCUGGCCUCAUGAGGAGCAGAUUUAGGGAUGUGGGGGGCCCCAGACUGUGAUGGGCUCACAGUUGUAGUUGGGCAACAGAGGUCUGAGAGCAGUCCCGGGGAAAACAGGGACAAGAGAUUUGGGAGCUGCUGUGGUUCUUGUCCCAGCAUUGGAGACCAAGGCGAGCGGGUUGGAGCUGGCAGGGAACACCGAGGGCUGGCAGUCCCGGGGGGCUUUGUCCUGGGGGGUGAGGAUGGGCCCUGUGGCUGCCCCAUCUGUGGGGGGCACUCCCUGCUGGGGGCACACGGUGGCACCCUGAGACAUCUGUGCCAGUGCGAGGCGAGCACGCGGGGCCUUGCGGGGAUAACGGGGCAGCUGGGGCAGGGUGAGUUGGGCUUCUUGGGCACCUGGGCUAGUACAGGGUUGCACCCACGGGGUCCCUGCUGCCCUGAGGCACCAUACGGCUCCUCCUGCCUGCAGGUAUCGGCCCCACCAUGCCAAAAAACCCCGUCCCACCCCUUCCUUCUGCUCUCUCUGCAGACACGCUUCGCUGCGGAUGGCACCGGGCUCUCUGGGACGAGCACGGAGGGGCUGUCACCAGAGGCGGAGGAGCUGGAGAGGGCGCAGCAGCGGGGCGAGGGGACGGAGUGGCGGCUGGAGGUGCACGAGCAGCUGCUGGCCCUGCGGCACUGGCUGGACGCCGUGGAGAAGAGGCUGCCGGAGCCGGGCCCUGCGCUGCAGGUAUCGGGCUGGCCCCGGGCGAACGGCGGCCGGCAGAGCCAGGCAGGACCCAGCCCACGGUUCACAGAGGCUGGUGAGGUCUCGGUCCCCAAACGGGACAGCGCCUGGCUGCGGCUGGUGGCAACGACACGGCCCUGCCAACCUCCCCCUGGCACCGAGGGAGCAGGCAGGGGGCUGUGUCCCCACGGCGCUCACCCAGACCUGCCCAUGGCACGGCUGCGCCUCCGUACCCCACCGCCACCUCCUUUGGCUGCGGAGGGCUUGGAGCCUCGAGCCCCCACUGGCAGCCAGUCCCUGCCACCCCCUGCCCCUGGCUCAGCCCCGUCCUGCGUCCCCUGCAUCCAGCCAGGGCCGUGCAGCUGCGCAGGGAGGGCUGCACGCGCUGCCCAGCCGUGUCCCCGCCGUGUGCCCAUCUGCUCGCAGGGCCCUGCCAGCAGGGUGUGAGGCGUCCCCCUGGUGCGGGGCAGCAGCGGGAGCACCCGGCCGGUGGGGGCUGCCCUGGCCAACCCCUCCUCGCGGCCCUGUGAGCAGCCCCUCGCUGGCUCCUUUUGUUCUGGGGCUGGCCAGCACACGGGCUCCCCGCGCACACAUGACAGCACAAACUGAAAGGGCCAUUCAUCGCGGCCCUGGCGCAGACAAAGCCGAGGCCGAGGAGAAACCCACCCAGCUCCCGGGAUCUGAGGCUGUGGAUUCCAGCCGCCCGCUCCCGCCGCUGCCCCGCGCUGGGCUCGCUCUGCCCGGGGCACCCGCGCCACCCCCAGCCCGUACCUGAGGCCGGGGAGCGUGCCAAGGGAGCUCCUGGCAGGCGCGGGUCGGGCACAGCGAGCGGCUCCGGGAGGGAGCCGGGGCUGCUGCCCCCACCUCGGGGGGCCCUGGCCGGGCGCUCGGGGCACGGGAGCCUCAGCAGCGUGGGGGCUGUGCCGGGGGUGUCCAGGCUCCUGCUCGCCCUCCGUGGGGCUGCGUGGUGGGGGGCGAGAGCCGUGCUGCAGGAGCAGAUGGAGCUGGGUUUGGGGGAGCAAUAGAGGGGUGCAGACCCCCCGCCAGUUCCUUUUUGGGGUGCUCAGUGGGGCAGCAUCACCCCCCCCCCCAGCACAGAGCCAGCACCAGGGGCUCAGCACCCUUGGCCAGCCCCCGGGAGCCUCCCAGUUGUCGGGGCUCCCCUGGGGAGUCCCGGAGCACCCAGGGAGGCCCCCGCCUCCGCAGGGCGCCCACGCACAGCCCCGGCAGCGGGUGCCGAGCCCCCCGCUCAGCGGGAAGGCGCCGCGGAGCCGCAGGGACCCGGGCUAUGCUAAUUCCCUGCCGCGUCUCUGGCAGACAAAGCCCCCGGACGCCUCCGCCCGCUGCUUUCAGGAGAGCCCAAGGGACCCCAUCCAUCAGCGCCGCGACGCUGCCGGGGCCCCCCGAGGGGCACCCGCUGCUUGUGCGGGGCAGGAGCCCCCCGGCCCUGGGCCGUGCCCCCCACGGGGUGGGCUCGGGCAGGCUCCGGCGCUGGGGCUGGCGGCACGGGCACCGCGGGCAGCAGCAGAGCCCCGACCCCCCCGGGAGCCCCGAUCCCCCCCCGCACCCAGGGCAGCGGCGAGUCCGGCCCGGAGACCCCCCGGGGGGGCGGUGGGCUCUGUCCUGGCACCGCCGCCCCCCUGCCCGGCCGCUCCCCCUCCCGGCCCCCUGCUCCCACCCGAGACCCCCCCACCCCAGCGUUGGGGUGCAGCGGGGAGGGGGCCGCGCCCCGGCCACCCCUUGGGGGGGGGCGCGCUCGGGACCCGGGGUCGGGCAGCGGCACCCCCCUCGCCCCCCCCUCCCCGUAGACCCCGUCCAGCCCGGGGGGGGCCGCGCACGGGGCCGGGUCCCGGCCCCCCGGGGCUCUCCCAGCCCGGUCCGGGGCCGGGGGCAGGUGCCGGGGAGGGGGGCGGUGGGAACGGCGCCGCUCCCCUCCCCCGCCCGGGAUGGCUGCGAGGCCCCGGGGGUUUCCCCGGUAACGGCCCCGCCGCGGCUCAGCACGCCAAGGGUUAACGCGAGCGGCCGUAUUGUACGAGGGGGGCGUGCGGCGGGGUCAGCAGAGCCGUGCCGAGCCGCGCCGAGCCGCGCCGAGCCCCCCGGGCCAUGUCCCCGCGCCGGUGACCCGGGGCCCGUCCCCGCUCCGCGCCCCCCGCGCCCGUCCCCGCCCCGCCGCCAGGGGC
This is a messenger RNA of Anas platyrhynchos (mallard), 5755 nucleotides long. NCBI's taxonomy places the organism in Eukaryota, Metazoa, Chordata, Aves, Anseriformes, Anatidae. The record is from RefSeq and is a predicted model, not a curated record.